AUGAAUUUUAUGUCACUCAAUGUUCGUGGCAUUGGAGUCGAUGCCAAGGUGAAAUGGGAGACACAAAUCUCCAAUUACGCCAAUAUAGAUGUGAAUGGAUGUUGGGACGGCACUGUGAUGGACUACGAGUGGGUGGACUCCACUGGACGUUCUGGUGGGCUUACUAUUAUAGCAAAUAUAUAUGGUCCUCAAUCACCACAUGAGAAGAAAACACUAUGGAGGGACCUGAUACAAAUUAUGCAGAACUGGCCCGGGAAUUGGCUCCUAUUUGGAGACUUUAAUGUUGUGAGGCACAAAGAGGAAAGAUUCAAUUCCCAAUUUUGUGAGGUUAGUGCACAAGACUUUAACAGGUUCCUUGCAUGUCCUAAUUUCCUGUCUUCUUGUCCGGCUCUCACAACAACUGCUCAUCCCAAGCACCUAUCUGAUCACAGUCCUAUUACACUCACCUCGGGUAGAAAGGACUUUGGUCCUAAACCAUUUAGAUUCUUUAAUUCUUGGCUACUUGUUGACGACAUCGAUCAAGUGGUGGUGAAUGCAUGGUCUGAAUUCAGAGGUUAUGGGCCUGCUGAUGCGUAUAUGGCUGCCAAACUCAAGCAUGUGAAGGACGCUAUUCGUCAGUGGCGUAAAGUAUAA
Molecule: messenger RNA, 633 nt
Organism: Lactuca sativa (garden lettuce)
Lineage: Eukaryota; Viridiplantae; Streptophyta; Magnoliopsida; Asterales; Asteraceae
Source: RefSeq, a predicted model, not a curated record